Molecule: messenger RNA, 2500 nt
Organism: Salvia miltiorrhiza (redroot sage)
Lineage: Eukaryota; Viridiplantae; Streptophyta; Magnoliopsida; Lamiales; Lamiaceae
Exons: 2
Coding region: 263-754 (163 amino acids)
Source: RefSeq, a predicted model, not a curated record
AUGAAUGGAGAGGAAUAAUUAGAGUGAUAAAGCAUAGCGGUCCAAUCAAUGAUGAAAUGGUGAGCUUCUGCAACUGCAAAUGAUACUAUGAGUUAUCAUCGUCAACUGAUAAUCAAAGCUUCAGCUUCACGGGGAGGUAAACUAUUUAUUAAUUCUGGCCGAAAACAAGCACGCACCCAACAGAAAAAAUAUAUGUAAACAUGGAAUACACAUCUCCAAAUCUAGUCCUUCAAGCUUCCGCUCUAGGACCUUCUCAAACUCAAUGCCGCAUGAAAUUCUGAAAGAUAAAAUCAAUUUGUGGAGAGAGAGAGAGAUAGUUGAUUUUGUGAUUAUAUAUUCUAAAAAAGGUCGGGAGCAAUCGAGAUAUAACAUGAGCUACGGAGAAGAAAAUCAUCCAUGGAGCGCAUUUGACGGUGUUAAGACUAUAUCCGUUGCUCCCGAGGCUCUCAUGGUUGAGAUUAACUCCGCCAUUGCUGCUCUCGAGUAUGCUCGUGCUGCGAUCUUCUCACAAUCUCCUGAUCCUGCUCCAAAGGCCAAAACCCCUAAUAAAAAACCAGCUUCUAGCUCUGAUGCUCAGAUAGCCGAUGAAGCUUACAAAGCCGGAUUGGCAUCCAUGUCAGCAGGGAGAGUCGAUGAGGCUAUUAUUUCAUUAAACAUCGCUCUCUCCAAAUGCCCGCCUGAGAAGACUUCUGCUGUUGCUAAGAUCCAGUCUCUGAUUUCCGUGGCAUCCCAACGACACAAGUCUUCUAAUUGAUUCAUUUUUUAAAGAAAAAUUCACCCCUUUGAUGUGUUUUUCAGUUAUGCAUAUUCUCAUGUACUACUAUACUUUUCCCAUUUGUUCGGGACCUGAUAAUGAGGGAAAAAUACGUGGAUAGGACGACUCCCUAAAUCUAUACCUCUACAUUAAGUGAGAUCUGUCAUAUUUUGGCUCACAGGUUUGAGUGCUGCAUCUUGUCGCAGUGGAGAUCAACAGAGCAAUGGAUGUUUUCUGAUAGCUUGGUUCUUGAUGUAGAGAAGUGUUGCUCGGACUAUGUGAAAACGGUAUUCUUCCUUUUCCUCUGCAGUUGCUUUUGUGAAAAUGAUCCUACUGAAUGUAGAUAUAGCUAUUUAGGAAUGGUCUUAUUGCAGAAAUUAAUUGAUUCAAGUUGAUAAUAUAUAGUUAAUCUAGGGGUUAUAUACCCCUGCAUGUAAUGCUUAGAUAUAUGUAGCAUUUUUUAGACAUAUGCAGCAUUUGCAUGCAAAUUUUAUGAAAAGGGAGCAUAUUUCUUCUCAGUUAUGCAUGCCUCAUGUGCUUUGAUGUUAUUAUUGAACGCGUAACAUUUUCAAAAUUUGAAAUAAUUAUAAUAAUAAUAAUAAUAAUAAUAAUAAUAAUAAUAAUAAUAAAUACUAUGAAAAACUAGAGAUUAACUCGGAUUAGGUCUCUGAUAAAUCUUAUACCUUCUUAUUAUUGAACAGUUUUGUUAUAAGUUUGAAGGAAUAUUGGUAAACUUUUCUAUCUGCUUUUUAAACUUUGGCUUCACCCCAAAGACUCAAGUGUGAAGAAAAUGGAAGAAGGUGAGGGGCUACUGUCAUUGAAAAGACUCAUAAUCAGACAUGAAAUCACAAAGAUACAUAUACAUAUAUAUAGAUAUGUGUGUGUGUAAAUCUUCAACACAUCCAUUCAUCACAAAAAUACAUAUAUAUUCAUCUUGUUUGUUUCUCAUCACGACUAUGUUUUAUCGGUAUCCUUGCAUCAGGUGCAAAUCUCUUUCUUCUUCUGCUUUGAAAUAUAGGUUUUCCCGAUGCCCUCUCUUUCCGAAAAAGUUCUCCGGUUUUGAGCUCCUGAGCAGAAGAUGCAGCCUGCGAUUUUGAUGAAGAAGAUGAAGUAACUCUCAUCUCAUCACCUCUAUGUUUCCGUGUUAGAAUCUGACAUACACGGAGUCCAAAUGCAAUCGCAAGUCUGCCAUUGGGAUAGAUACCUUGAAAUGGGCUCUCUGUCCACAACACUUCUUGCUCGCUCGAAAAGGGAGGCGAAACUCGGGCAGAGAGUAGUAAGGGGUCUUCUUCUGCUGCAGGUAGCCGGCUUUCCAGAUGUUUGAGCGCUACAAGCUAUGAUGCGUUUUUCUCAGUCAAGACAAGACGCAUUUCUCGCAAUCCUCGAGCUUGAACAAGAUAGAUUUUCAAGAUCUCACCAAGCAGUCCAUUGUUAUUCUAGAGCUCUUGUGGUACCAAGGGUGGCCGUUUGUUUGGCCUCUGCAAGAGGGCCUUUUUGCUGCCUCCUCUGCCCAAGUUACCGUCCGAUUCGUGGUCGUGGAGGAAGAGCGGCGGAGCCGCCACGAUACAUGGAUGAUGACGUGUAUUGCUUGAAUGUGAUUUCAAUCUUGUUUUAAUGAAAUGAGAAACAUAAUAAGGCUGCAAAGAAUUGUACUGUACUACUAAUUUUGAUGUAACAACUAAUGGUUUUGCAUAUGGCCAUGUCAAUUUGUAGUCAAGAAACCUCAAUACCACUUUCGAUCAUCAA